AUGCCAGCACGCCGCAAUUCACCAGUCACCGCGGAGGGUUUCCUUCACGACCUAUCCGCUCAGAUGGAACAUUUCUUGGGAUUUCUGGAAGUUGAUCUCACUCCAGCUAUUGUGCAAAUGGGCGCGACAAGUGACUGCUCAAGUGCAGUUGAUUUUAUUUCACAUGGUGCGAGUUCACGCUUGUGGAUCCUGCGCCUACAAACCAUUCUUCGAUGGUCUUCUCUGGCCUUGAGAGAGGAAGAAUGGCUACGAACGCAAGGAUUAGAGCGCGCACUUCCGGGUAGUCAUGUGCGUGGUGUCUGGUCAAUGCCAACUUUCCUUCGUCAUCUCGGGCGUUCAAACGAUCAUAAUGCUUGCAGUGAUCUUCAACAGGGACGAAAGCUUCGGAGGUUUGAGCUUGAGUUUGGUGAGGGAAUCGCUCUUUUGUUGGCUCCAGUGUUGCCUACUUUCCGUCGAUUGCCCCUUGGCGAGGAAGCUAGAGCUAUGCGGCUUCUUAAAGCUAGCCAUACCGAUAUUCUUUGUCACGCAGAGCGACUGCUGGUUUCUAAAUCCAAGUAUCAAACACUGCUUCCGUGUCCAAUACUUCCGAUGCACUAA
Messenger RNA from Penicillium olsonii, 597 nucleotides. Lineage: Eukaryota; Fungi; Ascomycota; Eurotiomycetes; Eurotiales; Aspergillaceae. The record is from the annotation of a GenBank genome assembly.